Parasteatoda tepidariorum (common house spider) is the source of this 1414-nucleotide messenger RNA. Its product is annotated as mitochondrial import receptor subunit TOM40 homolog 1. NCBI's taxonomy places the organism in Eukaryota, Metazoa, Arthropoda, Arachnida, Araneae, Theridiidae. Gene Ontology annotation, molecular function: transmembrane protein transporter activity. Gene Ontology annotation, biological process: protein import into mitochondrial matrix. The record is from RefSeq and is a predicted model, not a curated record. Gene Ontology annotation, cellular component: mitochondrial outer membrane.
AUCACUGCACAACAACUCAACUCAACCACUCCGUGCUCUUGAAACACAACAAUUUAUUUAUCACUGAUGUAAUAAAGUAGUAAAUUAACCUAUAUUAAGCAUUUAAACCAAUUAAUUUAAUUUGGAUUUUACAUUUUACUGUAAAAACAUGGGUAAUGUUUUUGCUUCGGGACUAGCUCCCCCACCUCUAGCAGAACCUGUACCAUCACCAAAUAUGCCGGCUGAAGAAAAUGUUCCCAAAAGUUCUCAGCAAAACUCUACUGAUCAAAAUCCUGGCUCACUUGAAGAUCUACAUAAAAAGUGCAAAGAUGUUUUUCCUACUGUUUUUGAUGGUUCAAAAUUCAUGGUGACAAAAGCUUUGAGUAACCAUUUCCAGAUCAGCCACACUUUGAAUAUGACGUCUCCCAAUCCUGGCUACAGAUUUGGUGCAACUUAUGUCGGAACUAAUCAGAUCAGUCCUGUAGAAGCAUACCCAAUUUUAUUAGGAGACAUAGAUCCUAAUGGCAACCUAAAUGCUAAUAUUUUUCAUCAGUACAAAAAUAUAAGAGGAAAAUUUGCAGCUCAGGUUCAAGACAAUAAAUUUGUAGGCACCCAAGUAACGACUGAUUACAGGGGGAGUAAUUAUACUGCGUCUGCAACUUUUGCAAAUGUAGACAUCCUGAAUCACUCUGGUGUGGCAGUUUUGCAAUAUCUUCAGAAUGUGACGCCUUCUAUAGCAGUUGGAACUGAGAUGGCCUACCAGUACGGCCCUCAAGUACCGGGUGGAGAAAUAGCUCUGAUGUCUCUAGCUGGAAGGUACACUGGUGCUAACUAUACCGUAAGUGGAUCUGUGGGAGCUGCUUCUAUUCAUGCCUGCUUUUGGCGAAAACACAACGAAAAUAUACAGGUUGGGGUUGAGGCAGAAACAAACCUGCGACUGGGAGAAAGUGUUUGUACAAUCGGCUAUCAAGUUGAUUUGCCUAAAGCCAACAUGGUUUUUAGAGGCAUGGUUGAUACCACCUGGAAUGUUGGAGCUGUUUUAGAAAAAAAACUUCAUCCGUUACCUUUCACGCUGGCUCUGAGUGGAAUGAUUAACCACACUAAUGUGCAGCACAAAUUUGGAAUCGGUCUCAUCAUAGGAUAAUUAAUUAUAGAACAUUAAUUAACAACUUUCUUACAGUGUUGAAUGGACAAUCAAUGUCAUUUAACACAUGAAGCAUAAGUGGACAAUAGUAGUGCAAUUGCAAAUCAUUACAUGAAAAUUUUGCAUUUGUUUUGAUGAAUUUGUACAUUUAAGUUUUCAUCUGCUUACAUAGUUUUUUGUUGUUGAAAAGACUAGUAUAAUUAAUAAAUAAAUCUGUACAAAAAGUGAAUCAAAAUGAAUGUCUGUAUUUGUGUUGAAAAAGGAAGAUUCCAAUAAACUGUUAGUUUUUGA